Molecule: messenger RNA, 993 nt
Organism: Insectozyma verbasci
Lineage: Eukaryota; Fungi; Ascomycota; Pichiomycetes; Serinales; Debaryomycetaceae
Source: the annotation of a GenBank genome assembly
AUGGCUACUACUCCUAAUGAUUACAUCCUAUCUUUAUCAGAUGAACAAAUUGAGAAUGAUCAACAAGUAGGUAUCAAAGCAAUUAGAUUGUUCCUUCAAUCAAAAACAUCAUAUGAUGUAUUACCAGUGUCAUAUAGAUUAAUAGUAUUAGAUACAACAUUAUUAGUUAAAAAAUCAUUAAAUAUAUUAUUACAAAAUAAUAUUGUAUCUGCUCCAUUAUGGAACCCUCAAACAUCAAGAUUUGCUGGGCUUUUAACUGCUUCUGAUUUCAUAAAUGUAAUUCAGUAUUAUUUUCAAUUUCCUGAAAAAUUUGAAUUUGUGGAUCAAUUGACAUUAAAUGGAUUAAGAGAUGUUGAAAAAGCAAUAGGAGUAGAUCAAAUUGAAAACAAUCAUAUUCAUCCAUUUAAAAGUCUUUACGAAGCAUGUAUAAAAAUGUUGGAUUCAAAGGCUAGAAGAAUUCCAUUGAUAGAUGAAGAUGAAAAAAUUAAAAAAGAAAUAGUAGUAUCUGUCCUCACUCAAUAUCGUAUAUUGAAAUUUGUGGCAUUAAAUUGUAAAGAAACAAAAAUGCUACUCAAACCAAUCAAAAACUUAAAGUCGCUAAACGUGUUAAAUAAAGAAAUUUCGACUGUCACAAUGGGCACUCCAGUAAUUGAAGCUAUUCAUUUAUUAGCUCAUCGAUCAGUUAGUUCCUUGCCUGUCGUAGAUGAAAAUAAUAAAUUGGUUAAUGUUUAUGAAGCAUUUGAUAUUUUAACCCUCGUCAAGAAUGGAAUGUACACUGAUUUAGAUUUAAGUAUUGGAGAUGCAUUAUUAAGAAGAAGUGAGGAGUUUGAAGGUGUACAUACAUGUACGUUGAACGAUCGAUUAAGUACUAUUAUGGAUACUAUUAGAAAAUCAAGAUUACAUCGUUUAUUUGUUGUUGAUGAUGAUGGGAAAUUAAUUAGUGUGAUUACGUUGAGUGAUAUUUUGAAUUAUAUAUUGUAUGGGGAUGAUUAA